CCACGAAGUAAACACACUCGUGACGUCACACGGAGGACCAGCAGCACACAAAACCGACUGAACGGGAGAUUGGAAACUCUUGCUUUUACUGACUAAUUUGAAUUUACCUUUUAAACAGAAAGUGAGUCAUGUCGGUGAAUUACGCCGCAGGACUUUCUCCAUAUGCGGAUAAAGGCAUUUGCGGCCUCCCGGAGGUGUUUGACAAGCCAGAGGAGCUGAAGACUAAAGUGGAGACACUGGCCCAGUGGAUCAGGGAGUCGCAGUACAUGGUGGUGCAUUCCGGAGCUGGAAUCAGCACGUCCACAGGGAUCCCGGACUUCAGAGGUCCUAACGGAGUGUGGACGAUGGAGGAGAGAGGCGAGACGCCUCACUUUAACACCACGUUUGAAGACGCGCGUCCCAGCCUGACUCAUAUGGCCCUGCUGCAGUUACAGAGGACAGGCCACCUCAAAUACCUCAUCAGCCAGAACGUAGACGGCCUUCACCUGCGCUCCGGCUUCCCCAGGGAUCGAUUGUCGGAGCUGCAUGGGAACAUGUUUGUUGAAGAAUGUGAGAAGUGUGGCAAGCAAUAUGUUCGGGACACUGUAAUCGGAGUGAUGGGUCUGAAGCCAACCGGACGCUACUGCGAUGUCACACGCUCAAGAGGACUCCGAUCUUGCAGAGGGAAGCUGAUCAGCACUAUAUUGGACUGGGAGGACUCACUGCCUGACAGAGACCUGAAUAGAGCUGAUGAAGCAUGUCGGCGAGCUGAUUUGGCCUUGACACUGGGCACAUCUCUUCAAAUUAAACCUAGCGGAGAUCUGCCUCUUCUAACCAAACGCACAGGAGGGAAGCUGGUUAUAGUCAAUCUUCAGCCUACUAAACAUGACAAACACGCCCACCUGCUUAUCCACGGCUAUGUAGACGAGGUCAUGGGUCAUCUGAUGAAGCUGCUGGGAUUGGAGGUUCCAGAGUGGGCGGGGCCAACGCUGUGCGAAAGCUCAGGUGGAGACCAGGACAUCCUUCCAUUCGGAGCCUGGAAAAAGGAAGUAAAGAUCGAGCUGAAGAUAAAGGAAAAUAAACACGCCGUCCCAAAGAAACGAAAGAAGAAAGAGCAGGAUGGCGAGAUAAACUGCAAGAAAGAUGUUAAAGCAGAAGAAGAGAUUAAAGAAGAGAGCAAGGAAGCAGCAUUUAGUGACUCUCGACCAAUCAAAAUGCAGAAGUCGACCUGUGAGCCGCAUUCUUUAAAUGGCUCCGCCCACAAUCCUACAAGUUCCACUUUUGUGAAUGAAACGGUAGUAGAAGCACAAACAGACACUGAACAGCCCUCUUCCUAGAGCCUUAUCACAACAGAGAAACUGAAUAACAAAUCUCUCUCAGGAAGUGUGAUCACCAUAUGCUCUGUGUUUACAUCGUCAUGAGGAAAACCUGGACUUGGGCCUGUUAGAUGAAAAGAGGUGAUGAAGCAAUGUCAUCGGCAGCGAAAGUGUACUAUUACAACUAGUUAGUGGAUAAAUUAGUUCGAUGUGACUUUUAUUUACCAGCUGAUCUGUGCAGUUAUUCUGGUUUUGGUGAAUCAUGGAUUUGUACUGUAAAAUAAAGAUAAUAUGAUCUUCUAACCUCAGAUAAAUCAGGUUUGAAAAAACAAGGUUCAUUGCACAAAACAUCCAUUAUAUUUCACCCUAAAAUCUAUUUUUUGUUGUUGUUUUUGUUUCCAAUUAAGCAAUGUAUAAUUAUUUUAACAGUGAGACUUUUUACAUGGGAAAUUUGAUUAAUGGUCAUCCCCAAAUUAAAAAAACAUGGCUUAAUGGUCUUAAAAAUAUACUUUAUGCAAUUUAUUUUUAAUGUUUUGUUUUAUUUUGGGGUGAAAUAUGACCCAAGCUUUGUGAGGUUCAACUUUUAAGGAAAAAGAAAGUCAAAUGCUUGAGCAUGUGGUUUAUUAGGUUGACACAUGAUUUGUAGUAUGUUUGAAGAGAUUGUGAGUGUUUGCUUGAGCUAUUCAUAUUAAUUGUGUAACAUGUCAUGCAUCCUAACGUCCACUUCUUCAGCCGCUAAUUUUCACUUCAGUGGUUAAGACAUUUAUUGACUAUUUUGUUUCUGUCUUCAGGCAUUGUGUAACUUUGUUUUUCUAUUUUUUCAUAAAGAACAAACAUUGUAUAUAAACAAAAGAUGCUGAA
Messenger RNA from Labeo rohita (rohu), 2156 nucleotides. RefSeq names its product sirtuin 6 (gene sirt6). Gene Ontology annotation, molecular function: NAD+ binding. Bases 129 to 1316 code for a protein of 395 amino acids. The transcript has 8 exons. Lineage: Eukaryota; Metazoa; Chordata; Actinopteri; Cypriniformes; Cyprinidae. The record is from RefSeq and is a predicted model, not a curated record.